CUUCGUAGCGUGCGGUCGUCUUCGCGUGAAGUGCUUUCCUUCAUUCAUCUUUACAGCGUGAAAACUCACGAAAUUCGAAAGUUUUGUUUCUUUUCUGCUAAGGCACUAGUCGGUGAGCUGAUUUAACGGUGGUGUGCAGUGAAUUUGGUUUAAAUUAGUUGUGAAAACUUACCGACUGAAUCAUGAGUGAAAAGCAGGAUCCACAAAAUGGCGAUCACCAGAACGGCCGCAACGAUGAUGAUGAAAUUCGCGAGCCGGAACAUCUCCGUAAGCUGUUCAUUGGUGGUCUGGACUACCGCACUACGGACGAUACGCUGAAGGCGUAUUUUGAAAAAUGGGGUAAAGUGGUUGAUGUGGUUGUAAUGAAGGACCCGAAAACGAAACGGAGCCGUGGAUUUGGUUUUAUUACCUACUCGAAGUCGUACAUGAUUGACGACGCCCAGGCGAGCCGCCCGCACAAGAUUGAUGGUCGAGUGGUAGAGCCGAAGCGCGCCGUGCCACGACAGGAUAUCAACCGUCCAGAGGCUGGCUCGUCGGUGAAGAAAUUGUUUGUUGGCGGUCUGCGAGAUGACUUCGAUGAGGAACAUCUGCGCGAGUACUUCUCGAAGUAUGGUAACGUCAUUUCGGCCUGCAUUGUGACGGACAAAGACAAUGGCAAGAAGCGAGGCUUUGGAUUUGUCGAGUUCGAUGAUUACGACCCCGUGGAUAAGAUUAUUUUGCAAAAAAGUCACACGAUUCAGAACAAGUUGCUGGAUGUAAAGAAAGCACUGCCUAAGCAGGACAUGGACAGGUACAAGAACGACAUGGGCCGUACCGGUGGUGGCGGUGGCGGCGGUGGUGGUGGCGGCGGUAGUGGAGCCUGGGGCAACCAACGCGGCAGUGGUGGUGGUGGCUGGAACAGCCAGCGCGGUAGUGGAGGUGGCGGCUGGGGAAACCAGCGCGGUGGUGCCACAAAUGAUUGGAACAGCGGUGGGUUUAAUAAUGGUGGUGGUUUCAACAAUGGAGGUUUCAACAACGGUGGAAACAGUUGGAACAACGGCGGAGGCAAUCCAUGGGACAAUGGGUGCGGUUCACAGGGUCAGGGUGGCUGGGGCAACAAUGGUGGAAAUUGGGGUGGCAACAGCGGCGGUGGUGGUGGUGGAUGGGGCGGAAAUGAGUUCGGAAAUAACUACCAACAAGGAUACAAUGCUGGUCCGGUGCGUGCCGGUGGCAAUUUCAAUCAGCGAGCGGCACCCUACGGUACCGACGGUAGCUAUUAUGGCGCGUACUAGUCGAUGGCUAACCGAUUAACUUGCGUUUCCAGGCAACCUAGGAGCUGGUGGCAGCGGAAGAUACGGCACUAGCCGUAGGUAUUGAUCUUGAAGAUUGAAUGUCUUGUAAGAAUAACUAAGUAAGAUUUUCUCUCGCUAUCGUAUCAAAUCCAUCUUUUCGUUUACUUUUCGUUGUGCAUUUCUUGAAUCAACGACCGCUCUUAUCCCAUUUUGUUGCGUUUUGACGAGUGUAUGUUAAUGCAUAAACACGAUACUGAUCGUUUCGAACUCUCCUUAACCCACCACCGUUCACCGUUGUUCACCGUGUCAUGCCUUUAACACCACACAAUUUGAGUGUUGUUGCCCUGCCGUCGACCGCAUGUGUCGCUAACGGAAUGUUCUCGCACAUGGUUUUUGUACGUGCCAUCGUGUCUUUCUUAUCAACAGCACUGACCCACCAUAUGCAGCAUACCUAUUCCAAGGUACAAAGCAAGGUUUUAGAAAGAGCUAGCUAAAACAUUACAUUACAUACCAGUCACAGUGAGGAAAAGCGUACUCAGGCAGGAUCAGUGUGUAAUGGCAGUGACAAAGUACAGUGGCAUUACCGUUAAGGGCUCCGAUGGGAGGCAGUGAAGCAAAACAAGAGGUACAAACGAUAGGCCACCGAGCAGCACAUUAACAACAAGAAGGAGUGCAGGAGCGCACACGCGAGAUCAAGGAGAGUCACGAGAUAUUGAGUUGUGGAGAAGGUAUUGCAUUCAAUUGCCAGGAUCAGCUCCACUUUGCUCUGUAGACUAAUCGCAUAAACCCAGCAACAUCAGGCGCAACCCUUCCCUCGUCAGUUUGAGCGGUUUCUUCAAUUCAACGUACAAGCAUAUGUGUGGUUUGUUAAAUUUAUCAUCACCACAGCAGAAAUCAACAUAGUAUGACAGUGGUAGAAAAGAGAGCAGCAUUUGAAAGGUUACGUUUUGCAAUUUGUGUGUGUUUCCUUUCCUCUAAUUUUCGUGUCACGGGCGGUGGUGGUUUUACGAGUGUGUAUAGAACAAUUACAACCCAAAAAGAUGGCGCAGUUCUAGGAUUUUUUUAUGACACUAAUAGAAAGACGACAUUGUUCAAUGAAAAGUCUCUGCGCGUUUUAGCGUUUGAUCUGAUGUGUAAUGCAACAACUGACUUGACUCAGCAUAAACCACUGGAGAAAAUGAACGUACCGCAAUAAAGAGAAAUCCCGUACAUCCAGCA
Anopheles moucheti is the source of this 2489-nucleotide messenger RNA. RefSeq names its product heterogeneous nuclear ribonucleoprotein 87F-like. The coding region runs from base 183 to 1271 and encodes 362 amino acids. Gene Ontology annotation, molecular function: RNA binding. The transcript is spliced from 4 exons. The record is from RefSeq and is a predicted model, not a curated record. Lineage: Eukaryota; Metazoa; Arthropoda; Insecta; Diptera; Culicidae.